Condylostylus longicornis is the source of this 2939-nucleotide messenger RNA. Its product is annotated as ITG-like peptide. The record is from RefSeq and is a predicted model, not a curated record. The transcript has 6 exons. Bases 438 to 1103 code for a protein of 221 amino acids. NCBI's taxonomy places the organism in Eukaryota, Metazoa, Arthropoda, Insecta, Diptera, Dolichopodidae.
UUUUAAAGUAAUUUUUUUCCCUUUUUAAAAUUAGUUUAGUUUACGACACGCACAUAAACGAAUCGUUUUCGGGAACGGAUCGCUCGGUGAAGCACAUACUUACAUAUUAUACAGAAAAUUAAAUUAAAAAAAAAAAUUAUUAUCAAAUUGUCGCUGAUAGCCACCAUACAUACAUCAACAAUAUUACAUAAAACGAGUAUAUAAUUUAUAAAGAAAAAAAGACAUUCUCCGAAUAGAAUUCAUCAUUAAGGGUCUUUUGUUCAUCCAGAAAAGUUCAUUAAUUAAAAUUUAAAAAAAAAAGAUCAAGAAAAUUAAUAAAAUUUAUCCUAAAAGAUUAAAAAAUUUUUUUCUUCUUUAAUUUUAAAUUAGAAACGAGUAAAACUAAAAAAAUUAAUUUAUUUCAAUCAAAAGAAUCAAAAAUCAAAAAUUUUAUCACAAUGAAAUCUACCUUCGUUUGGUUCAUAUUUGGCGGAGCAAUUUUAAUGUUCGGUGGCACAGCAGAUGCAUGGGGUGGAUUAUUUAAUCGUUUUUCCCCAGAAAUGUUACAAAAUCUGGGUUAUGGAAAUCAUGGUGGCAGAUAUAAUUCAUACAUAAACAAUUACGAUAAUGGUGGUUAUACCAAUGAAAUUGACGUUGGAGAUGAUCCAUGCCAAUAUAAGCAAUGCUUUUCAAAUGAAGACUGUUGUCCAGCUCAAAUAUGUAUAUACACCAAACAAUAUGAAGGACAAUGUAUAUAUGUGAUGGGACGUAAGCUAGGAGAACUGUGUCGUCGUGAUGCUGACUGUGAAGCUGGUUUAGUUUGUGAUUCGGAGCCAAAAGGUACAAGUGUUUGUCAAGCACCAAUUGCAAUUGCCAAACAAUAUGCCGAAGAGUGUACAUCAUCAAAUGAAUGCGACAUUUCUAGAGGAUUAUGUUGUCAAUUACAAAGACGUCAUCGUCAGGCUCCACGUAAAGUAUGUUCCUACUUUAAAGAUCCGUUAUUAUGUAUCGGCAGUGUUGCUGUUGAUCAAAUUAAACAUGAAAUUCAACAUACAGCUGGUGAAAAGAGGAUAACAUCUGGUUAUAAACACUACAAUAAUCUUAAUAGUCUUAAUAAUCUCUAAAUAAAAAUAUUAUACUAAGAAAAAAAAAACAAACACACACAAGUAAAUAAAUAGAAAUUUUCAUGUACAAGAGCAUACAUAAAGCCGGAAAAUAGUAAGGAAAUACAAUAUAAAUGGAAAUAAAAAAAAACAUAUCAAUAAUGUUAUACAGAAUACUACACAAAAAUAUUUUUAAUUUUAAAACAAAAAUUAUUAAUUCUAUAUACAAUUAUUAUAUACAAAGAAAAAACAAUAUCAAUUUAGGAUAUCGUUGACUUAUCGUUGACUUAUAUAACCAGGAAAGAGUUUCAAUAUUACAAAAAAAAAAACAAACAAAAACGCAAAAUUAUCUUAUAAAAUCAAUAUCUAAAAGAAAAUUAAAAAAAAAAAUAAAUAUAUAUACAUACAUAUCAAUAGGAUUAAGAUGAAAGUAAAAAAAAAAGAACAAAUACCUAAAAAUAAUAUUUUGUGUCAUCUUUAUUUAAAAAAAAAAACCAAAAUUAGAUUAUAAGUAGAGCUUAUAUAUGUAUAUACACUUAUAUGUAUACACAAUCAAUACAUAUCUAUAUACAUAUGGCUACACUCUCUAAUUUAUAAGAAAACUCUAUAUCAAAUACAUAUCAAAUAUACAUAUGAUUUAUAUACAUAUGCAAUAUAUAUUGUAUAUAUAUAUAUAUAUAUAAAUUUAUAUACACAAUAUUAAGACAUUAUAUAAAAUAUAAAGAAAAUUUAAUGAAAAAUUUCGGUAGGAAAAAUAAAUUAAAAUUAUGAAUUAUAAAAAAAAAAUGAAUUAAAAAAUCCACAUACACUGAAAAAAAAAACUGAAAAUAAACUAUCUCUGAAAUAUUAUAUGAAAUUGAAAACAAUGAAAAUUCUAUAAGCUUGCUUACAUUCAUAUGAUAUAAUAUUACAAUAAAAUACUUAAUAAUUAUUAUCGUUUGAAUUAAAAAAUAAAAAUUUUUCAAAAUAAAUAAAACAAAAUAUUUUUUUAAAUAUGUAUAUCUAUAAAGACUACAUGUAUAAUUUCUAAUUUAAAUUAGUUUGAAUUCAUGAUUGCAUUUUAAGGCCAGAACUACAUCCGGAAAACCAUUUUCUAACUUUAAGUUUAUAAUUUUGCAAAACUCCAUCACAGAAUUUUGAGUACAAAAUUAUAAUUUCUUUGCUGCAGCUGUUGUACAUAACCUAAAAUAUUUUGAUUUUGAAAACUGAAUCUAACAUUUAAUAAAUAAUGACAUUCUUGUUUAUUUAACUUUGAAAAAUUUUAACUUAAUAUUAGCCUUUACUUUUAAAAAUUUUGACUUAUGUGCUAUUAUUGUUGCAAACAGAGGUUUUUGUUUACCGUACAAAGGAUUACUAAAUUUCUAGCACAGCAAAUAGUAUUAACUGAUUUAAGUAUUAAAAACCUUGAACACGAGCUUAAUUUUAUUUUCAUAUUCCAGCUUUCCUUUUUUUUUAAUUUAUUACAUUUAACAGAAAUCAAGAAAAAAAAAACAAACUAAAAUUUUUUAAAUUUUAAAUGCAAAAAUAUUUUGUUUUUUUAAUAUUAUGUGCAGCAUUUAUAAUAAUUAAAUUCAAUUUAUUUUUAAAUCUAUACUUUUAGUGAAAAUUUUUGUUUUAAUUAAAACUAUUAUUUACACGUAUAAAAAAUUAUAUAAUAUCUAAAUAAAUCAAAAUUGUAAUUUUAUUAUAAUAAAAAUACUAAGAAAAUGAAAUGUUUCUAUAUUUAUUACGUUAACAAAUUUUUUAAAUAAGAAUUAUUAUAUACAAUAAAAUGUGAACUUUAAAUUCUUAUAUAUACAUAUAUACAUAAAAUAUAUAUUAUGAAGUCAAUGAUAUUAAUUAUAAUAGCGAUAUAUA